Molecule: messenger RNA, 2493 nt
Organism: Scomber scombrus (Atlantic mackerel)
Lineage: Eukaryota; Metazoa; Chordata; Actinopteri; Scombriformes; Scombridae
Gene: shdb
Product: Src homology 2 domain containing transforming protein D, b
Exons: 6
Coding region: 1-1185 (394 amino acids)
Molecular function (GO): phosphotyrosine residue binding
Source: RefSeq, a predicted model, not a curated record
AUGGCAAAGUGGCUGAAAGACUACCUGAGCUUUGGCAGGAAGGUGCCUCCACAGCCGCCCACGCCAGACUACACAGAGAGCGAGAUCCUUAAAGCCUACCGGCUCCAGAGGGACCUGGACUUCGAAGAUCCAUAUGAGGAGUCCGAAAACAGGUCCAGGGGCGAGUCUGGGACUUCUGAACCUGCCACCCCUGUGUAUGGGUCUCCCAUGAAGUCCUCUAGUGUGGACGUGAAAUCUCCCAAACACAGACUAAUUAAAGUGGACUCCCAGGAGCUGGGGCGCACCAAGAUCCUCCUCAGUGCCAUAUCCUUAGAGGACCAGCAAGAACCUGUGGUGCCGUCUGCUCCGCUGGCAGGGGACACAGAUUACUCCGAUCCAUUCGAUGCUCGCUUGGACCACCGACUAGAACCAGAUCUGGGACCUGUUCCCUGCGAGAACAACGGCUACAUGGAACCAUAUGAGGCCCAGAGAGUCAUAACAGAGCUGCAGCGUGGCCCUGGAGGAGGAUGGGCACGUGGCGGGGUGCAGCUUUAUGACACCCCCUACGAAGAUGAGCGAGGCCAGCGCCUUGGCUUUGUGCAUGGAGAACCUCAGGAGGAGGGCAAAGAGAGCAGCAGGCUGCCACAAGAUGACGAAAGACCAGCUGAUGAGUACGACCAACCCUGGGAGUGGAAAAAGGACCACAUUUCCAAAGCUUUUGCAGUGCAGUUUGAUGGCGCAGAGUGGGACCGUUCUUCAUCGCCCACAGAGCGGUUGCGCCCUCCGGGGCCCAGGUCCAGCCCACUGGCAGGAGGGGGAAUGAAAUUUCGAAUGCCACAGGAAGGCCUUGCUUUGGUGGGGGAGAGAGUGGACCCCACACUGCCUCUGGAGAAGCAGGUAUGGUACCACGGUUCACUGUCACGUUCGGAGGCAGAGUCCCUGCUAACGUUGUGUAAAGAGUGUAGCUACCUUGUGAGGAACAGUCAGACCAACCGCUCCGACUACUCCCUGUCCCUACGGAGCUGUCAGGGUUUCAUGCACAUGAAGUUCACACAAUAUAAAGAUGGCAAGUAUGUGCUGGGACAGAACAGCCCGCCCUUUGACUCCAUCCCAGAGGUCAUCCACUUCUACACUACACACAAACUCCCAAUCCGAGGUGCUGAGCACCUCUCCCUGCUGUUCCCUGUACUGGUGCAGACACUCUGACUGACCCGGACGCUCUUCCUGGACCUUUCAGGAUUUUCAUCGUGAUUGGACUCUUAAAACUUGAAUGUUUGACAGGAUCUUCCCAGUGGAGAGUCGGUGCUCUCUUCUUUUUCAACUGGACUACUUUUGAUGAUUCAACACACCGUUGGACUAAUGCCCUCACCCACCACUGCUGUUGUACUUGUGCCAAAUGUCUCCAACAUCCGGAGGGAUCGAUUCACAUGAAAUGCAAUACCUGAAUUCUAGGCCACCUGUGCUAGAACUCCUCUCUCUCAUCUCCUUGCUGAACCAAUUGGGUUGACUUCAGGAUAUCUGAAAUUGUCCCUUUCCUUUCUACAUUUCUUUCUGACUGGAAUGCAAAGGAAGUUAGUAUACCUAUAUCUGGAAGAAAGUCCACAUAUUCUAAACAUAACCCCAGUUUACAUAAAAACUUGCAGAAGAUUGAGAUUAAAUGACUGCUGUUUCAAACAAAUACAUCUCAUUGACACUGAUAAAAUAUUACUGUUGUUGGGUUAAAACCUUGCAAUAUUUUACUGAUUUUUCACAUUUCUACCAGAAACAAUAACUUGAAUUGUACCGUAAAGAAUGAGAAACAUUCUUUCACUCCUGGACUUGGGAAAUCCUUUUAUAAAGGUUGGAAAAUGAUUUGCAACAAUGCUAUUUUUGAAGAUACAAGGUUUUUCCAACAGCAGUGAUAUUUCAGAUGCUUUUCUACACAAAGCCACACCUGUACUGUACUGUAGUCUGCUCUGUUGAUUUUCUUCCAGUCUGUACUGUACUGUCAUGCUGCUGUAUGUUGAGGAUUUGCUCGACACACCUCUCCAUGUUACUUGUUGAUUGUUUGUCGUAAGCAACAGAGAAGCUGUUAUAUUGGUACUAGUAUUGACCUUGCUGACCUGUAUCUCUUGUUGGCUGACUACAUUGCAUUUGGUAGACAAUGCUGGGUUUGUAAAAAAGAACCUGUCACUGCUGUCAUUGUCUUUUCACUGACUGAUGGUUAAGCUCGGAAGCUGAGCUGCAGGCUACAUUUGGAGCUGAGGGAUGCUAAUCAGGAAACGGAUCACUCUGACAAACUCUCAAGCUUUGCAAAUCUAGGCCACAUUCUCACACCUACACAUUUGAUCACAGAUUUUUCUUUUUCAGCUGGCCAAAUGAUUACAUGCUGGUUGGUGAGUUGUAUUUGAGUUCAAUUCUUGCCAUCUGGCAUGUGUGCCCAUGUCUGCUGCCUGGUUGCAGUGUUGUGUCUGACCAAUUCUAAAAAAUUGCAAAAAUGAUUUGGAUCGUUUUUCAAGCAAAAACCUUUUAUUG